Messenger RNA from Blastocystis hominis, 1116 nucleotides. RefSeq lists its product as hypothetical. Gene Ontology annotation, molecular function: protein serine/threonine kinase activity; ATP binding. The record is from RefSeq and is a predicted model, not a curated record. Gene Ontology annotation, biological process: protein phosphorylation. Gene Ontology annotation, cellular component: cytoplasm. Lineage: Eukaryota; Bigyra; Opalinata; Blastocystidae.
AUGAUCGUAUUUGCGUUUCCGACUCUGAAUGUGCAGACUCCCCACACCAUGGAAGAAUCUCGCAUCGUGGAGCAACAGCUCGAGUUGGUGGCGGAUCCCGCCUAUUUUCCCCCCGAAUUUUGCGAUCUGUAUCCUUUAUCUCCCGUAACGUGCAGCACCUCGAACUCGAAGCACCGCAAGAUUUCGGAGAAGGUGGACGUGUGGGAACUGGGCAUUCUCAUGUACUAUCUGGCCUUCUUCUCGACACCCUUCGAAUCCGUCGACGGAAAGAUCGAUACGCGAUCGCUCAUCGCGGGCCGCUUCACCUUCCCCGCCAACGAGGCCAAGAAAUACUCCGCGGAGUUUCUCGAGAUCAUCCGUCGCCUGCUCACCGCCGACGUGAACAAACGGCCGUCGAUUGUCGACGUGGUGGUGAAGGCCUCGGGGUUCACGCGCUGGCGGAUGACGCAGGAGGCCUCGGCCGUGCUGGACUACGCGCAGCAGCAGCGUCGAAAGCCUGUGCAGCCGAAGCCUCAAAGCAAGAAAGCGACGCUGACGAGGCCGAAAUCGACGUCGGUUCCGCGCGAGCGAUCGAACAAACUGCAAGUCACGAAGCCGGCGCAGCGCGGCAGCUCCGGAAAGAGCACGUCUUCUGGGAAAUACUCGACGUCGCUGGAGCUGAGCGACUCGGAUCUGUCGUCGAGCAGCGACGUGGAUGAUUUGGUGCAGCAGAAGCGCGAGGCAGGCGAGAUGACGGACCGGAUCCGCACGUCGAUGCUGCAGUACUUCGGAGGGAAGAAGAACCACACGCGGUGGGUGCUGAAGUGCACGUCGCGCGUUCCCGAGCCGCCGCCGCGCCGAUCGAUGAAGAAGAUCGCGAUCGCCGCGUACGAGAACCACUCGAUCGACUUCUAUUUCUCGCUCUUUGGGCGCGCAGAGAGAGGGCUGACGGAUAGACGGCCGCUGUUCGCGAGCGAAAUCGUCGCCGUGAAGGCGCUGACCACGACGCUGUGCGUGUUCCAGCUGAGCACGCAGGAGGUCGUGUACCAAUCGUUCAAGCACGUGUCGCUGCUCAAAGAGAUCUCGACGCGCUGGAAAAUCGUGGAAGUGGGGAAACGGCGAGGGCGCGAGGCGUAG